ACACCACAGAAAAAAAAACAAAUGUCAAAAAUAAUUGAUGCAGCGACGCCGUGUCAGCUUGUUAUUUUUACAGUGGUUUUCUUUCUAAAUAAUUGCAGUAUAGACGUUAAAUCCGUUUAUUUUUGUGACAAAUAAUACACACAACUCAUCCAGGAUGGCGACCAUAGGCCCAAAGAAGGAUGGAGGGCCUAAUAUCGAGUUUUUUCAGUCACCGGAAUCAUUAGCGCAAUUCGAUCAAAUUCGCGUUUGGCUUCAAAAGAAUUGCAAGAAACAUGUGCAGACAGAUCCCCCUACAAAAGAGGGCUUGGCUCAACUGGUUAUACAGCUCAUUCAGUAUCAAGAGAACAAAUUAGGGAAGAACUCUUCAGAUCCACCUUUUUUGAGGCUUCCGAUGAAAGCAUUCAUGGACAUGAAACCAGGCGGUUCCCUGUGCACCGUGCUCGCCACCAUGUUCCGCUUCAAGUCGGAGCAGCGGUGGCGCAAGUUCGACUUCCAGGUCGGUAAGAACCCCUCCCGCAAGGACCUGAACGUGCAGAUGAUGAUGGAGAUCGAGUCCUCGCUGCUUGGAGCUGAGAUCAUUCGCUCACCAGCAGUCUUCAUUCGCCCGGAUGUCGAUAAGGCUACCGCCAACAAGGUUAAGGACAUCGUUGUCAAUCACCAGGGAGAUAUUUGCGAAGACGAAGAAGACGCGACACACAUCGUGUACCCCACGGUGGACCCGCUGGAGGAGGAGUACGCGCGGCCGGUGUUCCGGCGCGGCAACCACGUGCUCGUGCACUGGUACUAUCUGCCCGACAGCCACGAUACCUGGGCGCAGGCUGACUUGCCCGUGGAUGUCCCAGAGACGGUAAGCUGGGAGUGCAGCCGCUCGGAGCCGUGGCGCGUGUCGGCGUCCUGGGUGCUGGACCUGCCGCAGUACAACGAGUGGAUGAACGAGGAGGACUACGAAGUCGAUGCUAAUGGCAAGAAGAAGGUGCACAAGCUGCGUCUGUCAGUGGACGACCUGAUCCCGGGCGCUGAGCCGUCCAGCAAGGCUAAGAAGGGCAGCAAGAGGAAGCGCUCGCCCUCGCCGCCGCCGCAGAAACAUGCCAAGAGGAAGAGCCGUAUAACAAAACGGCGGGAGAAUGACGUGGAUGAAGAAGAAGACAAUGCGUCCAGAGAUAACACCGACGCCGCGCCUACGCCUGAGAAUGAACGCUCUGCUGAUACGGCCGCGGCGGGUUCGGGUGGUGCCAGCGAGGCGCUGGGCGCGAGCGAGGCGCCGGCCACGCCCGCGCCGCCACUCGAUGCUCACGACGACUCGCAGGGCAAGCACUCAGACUCCAACACACAGGAAAUGCUAACUAAAGAAGAGUUAGAAGACAAUGUGACAGAUCAGACCCACCAUAUUGUGGUACCAUCGUAUUCAGCGUGGUUCGACUACAACUCGAUACACACUAUUGAGAAGCGAGCGCUGCCUGAAUUCUUUAACGGCAAGAACAAGUCGAAAACGCCGGAGAUUUAUCUCGCUUACAGGAACUUCAUGAUCGACACGUACCGGCUGAACCCGACGGAGUACCUGACGAGCACGGCGUGUCGGCGCAACCUGGCGGGCGACGUGUGCGCCAUCAUGCGCGUGCACGGCUUCCUCGAGCAGUGGGGGCUCAUCAACUAUCAGUUGGAAGCGGAGUCCCGUCCGACGGCGAUGGGUCCGCCGCCCACGUCGCACUUCCACGUGCUGUCCGACACGCCGUCCGGCCUGCAGCCGCUCGUCACCCGGCCCACGCAACCCAGACCCGCGGAGAAUGUGCCAAAAGUGGAGCCAGGCUUACCCAACGGCGCGGAAGCGGGUGCGGGUGCCACACCCCCAGUCCCGCCUAUCAAGCCGGAGCCUUCUCUAGACCUCGGAUCGGCGCCUGGAUUGAAACUAGAUCAGUACCGCGGCGGCGCCCGAGGCCGAGCAUGGACGGAACAAGAGACUCUCCUACUCUUGGAAGCUUUAGAGCUGCACCGCGACGACUGGAACCGCGUGGCAGCACACGUGGGCACGCGGACACAGGACGAGUGCAUCCUGCACUUCCUGCGCCUGCCCAUCGAGGAGCCUUAUCUACAUGAUCCGCAGGCUGGAGGCGUUCUCGGCCCACUAGCAUAUCAGCCGAUCCCCUUCAGCAAGACCGGCAACCCCGUCAUGAGCACGGUCGCGUUCCUCGCGUCCGUGGUGGACCCGCGCAUCGCGUCUAAAGCUACCAGAGCCGCUAUGGAAGAAUUCGCUGCUAUUAAGGACGAAGUCCCGGCAGCGAUGAUGGAGGCGCACGUGAAGGCGGCGGGCGCGCACGGGCCGGCGGCGGCGCUGGCCGCCACCGGCAUCGCCGGCACCGCGCCGGAGCUCUCGCCUACACCUGAACCCAAGAAAGAGGGUUCUUCAGAUAUCAAGGCUGAGCCCAUGGAGGUAGAGGAAGGUGAGGCCAAGGUAAAGGACGAGCCGGCUGAAACACCCGCAGCGCCUGAAGCUGAGAAGGAGCCGAAAGAGGAACCCGCCGCAACGCCAGCAGCAGAAAAACCCGAAGGCCCAGCGACCGUAGACGCGAAGCUCCAAUCAGCCGCGGCCGCCGCCCUCGCCGCCGCCGCCGUCAAGGCGAAGCAUCUCGCCGGCGUCGAGGAACGCAAGAUCAAGUCGCUUGUAGCUUUGUUAGUCGAGACGCAGAUGAAGAAACUCGAGAUCAAGCUCAGGCACUUUGAGGAGUUGGAAGCUACUAUGGAGAGGGAGAGAGAAGGACUGGAAUACCAGCGGCAGCAGCUGAUUCAAGAGCGACAGCAGUUCCAUCUCGAGCAACUCAAGGCAGCAGAAUUCCGCGCCAGGCAUCAGGCACAUCAAAGGUUACAAGCGGAGAGUGGUCCCGCGGCAGUGGCGGCAGCCGCCGGCGCCGCCGCGCCGCCCGACGCCGCGCCCGAGCCCGCGCCGCCCGCACACGCAUAAACACAUACACAUACCCCAUACGAUGUUACACAUAAGCUAUAUAUAAGAUUAGACAUAACUAUCGAAUUAUGAAGUAGGGAUGCUGACAAAAAAUGUAUUGGUCUGUUGAAAAAUAUUGGACACGUAUUUUUUUAUAAAAUAAAUCAUCAUAAUCAAUGGAAUUUACUCACGGUGAGUUGCACCAUUUAUAAAAAUGGUUCGGUUAUACCGAACUAUUUUCAGUGGUCAAAUCGCAUUUUGACCAAUGGGCGGCAAUUUCACAGCUAGUUAUGGUGUGGUUAUCGUUAUAGUUAAAUGAUACAACUCACCCUAAGAUUAGAUUUCGAGGGUUUGGCGCAUUAUUUAGAUCAUGGAAGUUUAAAAAAACAUGUCUAAUAUUUUUUGCUUAUAUAGAAGACGGACUACUUAACUGUUUUUUGUUAACAUCCCUUUUAUGUUUGUGAUCUGUGCGAACUAAGCGUGAAAGUGUAUAUCAAUAAGUAUUCUCAAAUUAUUUGUAAGCGUACAUUACGACUUUAUCAAAUAAAAGCUGUCGACGGCAGCGGUAUUGUUUCAGUCUGCGCUGUCAUUUUGUCCCGCGUUAUCGACUUGUAACUGUUUACGUUCACUUUUAUUUGUCAAAGAAGCAUUUUAUCGUUUUAUUGCGUUUGACAUGUUUUGGAAACAUUUGAUUCACAGUUGUACAGAAAACAAUCUCAGGUGCGGUACUGCACGGAGUACCGUUAGUAAAUUUAUUUUAAUUUAAAUAAGUAUUAAGAUUAAAAUAAAUAAUGUUUUUAAUAAUA
Molecule: messenger RNA, 3741 nt
Organism: Helicoverpa armigera (cotton bollworm)
Lineage: Eukaryota; Metazoa; Arthropoda; Insecta; Lepidoptera; Noctuidae
Gene: mor
Product: SWI/SNF complex subunit SMARCC2
Exons: 20
Coding region: 155-2956 (933 amino acids)
Biological process (GO): positive regulation of DNA-templated transcription
Cellular component (GO): SWI/SNF complex
Molecular function (GO): DNA binding; histone binding
Source: RefSeq, a predicted model, not a curated record